UGUGAUCGUCUCUCCGCUGCCUCCGUUCGAUAUCUCCGCACCGAGGGUUUACCUGGCUGCUCCGCCUCCUCUUCCUCCUCGUCGCCUUUUUGAUCUCCGUCGUCACUUUCUUCUUCCGCCGCCUUCCAGUCUCGCAUCGCUCUCUCCCGCCCUCUUCAUCGAUCCGGGAGAGAAGCCUUCGGCAAAGCAGGCAAGAACCUUUUCCGGCCAUGGCAUAUCUAAGCAUGGGCGAGGCACACCGCCGCAUCACGGACUACCUUUCUAGGUUCUGUGAUGCCGUUUCGUCCCAGGAUGCCGCUACCCUCUCCGCCCUCCUCGCCAUCUCCUCCAACUUCGCGUCCCUCCAGGCUCCUGCAGACGCCCUCAAUGUCUUCCAGGAUUCAAAUCAGUUGGUGAACCAGGUGGAGAGGUACGCCCAGUUUGCAGAAAUUCUUUCCCCCCUUCUCCGGUGCCUCCAAAGUUACCGACUUGGCCGAUAUUCCGACGCCUAUGUUGCCUUUGAGAAGGCUGCAAAUGCUUUCUUACAGGAGUUUCGAAAUUGGGAGACUGCGUGGGCUAUGGAAGCUGUGUAUAUUUUGGCUCUUGAAAUUCGGUUGCUUGCAGAGAAGGCUGAUAGAGAGCUCUCUUCAAGUGGGAAAAAUACAGAGAAGCUGCAGGGAGCUGGAUCAUUCUUGAUGAAAAUCUUCGGGGCUUUGGCGGGUAAAGGUCCCAAACGUGUUGGUGCCUUAUAUGUUGCCUGCCAACUUUUCAAAGUCUAUUUCAAGCUUGGCACUGUGCAUCUCUGUCGUAGUGUCAUCAGAAGUAUUGAAACAGCUCGAUUAUUCGACUUAGAUGAAUUUCCAGUUAAAGAUAAGGUCACUUACAUGUAUUACACUGGACGUCUGGAAGUAUACAAUGAGAAUUUCACUGUUGCUGAUCAAAAGCUAACUUAUGCCUUGAUGCAUUGCUCUCCUAACAAAGAAGCUAACAAAAGGAUGAUUCUGAAGUAUCUCAUUCCUGUGAAGCUUUCAAUUGGCAUUUUGCCUAAACAGUGGCUUCUUGAGAAAUACAAUCUUAUGGAGUAUAAUGAAGUAGUUAAAGCACUUAAAACAGGUGAUCUAAGAUUGCUCCGACAAGCCCUCCGGGAGCAUGAGGACAGAUUCUUACGAUCUGGUGUAUAUCUUGUUUUGGAGAAACUGGAGCUCCAGGUUUAUCAAAGAUUGAUGAAGAAAAUUUAUGUGCUUCAGAAACAAAAAGACCCCAGUAAGGCACACCAAUUGAAGAUAGAAACCGCAGUAAAAGCUUUGAACUGGCUUGGAAUGGACAUGGACAUGGAUGAGGCCGAAUGCAUAAUGGCUAUUCUGAUUUUUAAGAAUCUCACCAAGGGUUACAUUUCUCACAAGAACAAAGUGGUGGUCCUCAGCAAGCAAGAUCCAUUCCCCAAAUUGAACGGCAAACCAGUGAGCUCGUAGCUAAUCUUCUACUCUGUAAAUUUAUGUAAUCCCAUUAUAUUCUGAGAGAUCGGAUUUUUUUUUUCUAAAAAUGUUGUAGAAUUUCAUUAUCGCUAAAGUGCUUUUAGAAAUUUUGUAAAAUUUCAGAGUAUUCUCAGUGUGUUUUUUC
Zingiber officinale is the source of this 1599-nucleotide messenger RNA. RefSeq names its product enhanced ethylene response protein 5-like. Gene Ontology annotation, molecular function: RNA binding; double-stranded DNA binding. Gene Ontology annotation, cellular component: transcription export complex 2. The record is from RefSeq and is a predicted model, not a curated record. Bases 210 to 1451 code for a protein of 413 amino acids. NCBI's taxonomy places the organism in Eukaryota, Viridiplantae, Streptophyta, Magnoliopsida, Zingiberales, Zingiberaceae. Gene Ontology annotation, biological process: post-transcriptional tethering of RNA polymerase II gene DNA at nuclear periphery; transcription elongation by RNA polymerase II; poly(A)+ mRNA export from nucleus. The transcript is spliced from 13 exons.